Molecule: messenger RNA, 861 nt
Organism: Cladophialophora psammophila CBS 110553
Lineage: Eukaryota; Fungi; Ascomycota; Eurotiomycetes; Chaetothyriales; Herpotrichiellaceae
Exons: 1
Coding region: 1-861 (286 amino acids)
Molecular function (GO): fatty acyl-CoA hydrolase activity
Source: RefSeq, a predicted model, not a curated record
AUGCCACCCCAGCGUGCCAUCUGGCGUGCCUUUCGUGCAUUUGCCUCCUCAAAUUCACCUUCUUUUGCCCCUAGGUAUUACUCCUCUGCUCCCCCGCCCGCAACCGAGGAAUCCAAGAAUGCGAUCUCCCCUCGCUGGCUCUCAGACACCAAAUCCCGCAUUGGACGAUGUAUCACCUUCGGUCUCUCUCCAAAGCUAGUCGAAGAAGCUGGUCAAGUCCUGCAGAUCAUUGCCCGAGAGUGGCGAGAGCUCAUUGCAGGCAGUGAGGGAUACCUGACGUCGGAGAAAAGAGCAGGCCUACACAGGCAGAACAUCGUCUGGGGCGAGCAGGACUCCAUGGGCCACGUGAACAAUGUGAUGUAUGUUCGAUAUGCGGAGAGUGGACGGUGCAAUUGGAUCCGCAAUUACAGCGGACACAUUGAUCCGGUGCACAAGAGACAAUGGGAAGAACUAUUGACAUCUAGAGGCAUUGGAUUAAUUCUGAAGAGUAUUACCGUCGAUUUCAAAUUUCCCAUGACGUGGCCAGAUCGGAUCUCUGUUUACCACAAGCUUCGGUCACGUCCGGACGAGUCUACGGAGUCAUUGAUCCUGGAUGUGUUGAUCAUGUCCGAGGUACGCCAGCGGCCGGCGGCGAGGUGCCUGGAAGACGUCGUUGUGUACGACUACAGAGUCGGAAAGAAAAGUACCCUGGAACCGUUUAUGCUAGAGCAGUUGAAGAAGACGUUUGAUUUACAAGAGGCCGCGAAGAGGGAGAACCAUGCUAAGAUCGAAUGGAUCGAGGAACGUGUGAGGAACCUGGAAACCGGGUCCUGGGAUAGACCUGAUGCCAGGGAAGAUUUCGGCACUGCGGGAAGACCAUAA